Messenger RNA from Periconia digitata, 1383 nucleotides. Lineage: Eukaryota; Fungi; Ascomycota; Dothideomycetes; Pleosporales; Periconiaceae. The record is from the annotation of a GenBank genome assembly.
CCCACAGACCACCACUUGACUACCGCAACCGAUUGGCCGCAAACGUUGCAUCGCCUUUCACUAUACAACCACCUCUCUAUUCACAACAUGACUCCUGACGCAGACAGUAUUGCCGACUGUGUACUCGAGACAUAUGAAAAAUUACCCCAGAAGCGGAAACCCCGCAUCCGAGACGACGGGACUCGAGAAUGGGUUCCGCUCGCCGGAAUCGUGCUGGUUAAAGAUGACCGAUUGAAAUGCGUAUCUCUGGGAACAGGCAUGAAAUGCCUCCCAUCAUCCAAACUUCCCCUCGCCAACGGAAACGUCCUCCACGACUGGCACGCCGAAAUUCUCGCCAUCCGAGCCUUCAAUCGCUUCCUCCUAGAUGAACUCGAUCUACUCACCGCUCCCCCUUAUCAGCUAUCCCAAUUCAUCCGUCGAAGACACCCCUCGGAACUCACCGCCACCACCUCAACCUCAAUCGAGAAUCACCACCCCUUCACCAUCCAGGAAGACGUCAAAAUCUACAUGUACUGCUCCGAAGCACCGUGUGGAGACGCCAGCAUGGAACUCGUCAUGUCCGCCCAAGAAGACGCCACACCAUGGACCACGCCCGCGCCCUUCAUUUCCUCCCCUCAACCAACAACAUCAUCGCCAUCUACUCCCCCCAUCCACGACCAACCCAACAGUACAGAAGAACUCCCCUCGGGACUCCGCGGCCGCUCCCACUUCGCUCACCUAGGCGCCCUCCGCUACAAACCCUCGCGCCCAGAUGCCCCACCUACACUUUCAAAAUCCUGUACAGAUAAACUGUCUCAUACACAAUCUACAUCUCUCCUCUCAUCACUCACCAGCCUCCUCAUCAGCCCGGAAAACGCGUACGUAGACACCCUUGUACUGCCGUCCUCGCAAUUUGUACCUGCCGCCUGCCAGCGCGCCUUUGAAACACGCAUGGCGCAUGUCUCCGCCAAGACGUGGACAGGCGGAUACGCGUGGACGCCGUUCAAAGUCGUAGGCACGUCCCGCGAGUUCUCGUGGAGUAAACGCGCAGUCGGGGCGAAGGAGAAGGCCAUUGCGAGUAAUCUCAGUGCCGUGUACACCCCCACCGCCCAGCAGACGCUCAUUGGUGGCGUGAUGCAGGGACGCAAACAGUUUGAUCCUCGGGGGGCGAGUGUGGUGUGUCGGAGGAGUAUGUGGGGGCUUGCUGCGAAGGUUGCGGCGGCGGUGGGGGGAACGGCGCUCGUGCAGGCGCUGGGCGAAGGCACGUAUGGGAAGGUCAAGGAGAGUGGGAUUUUGGGAGCUAGGAGGAGGGUUAAGAGGGAUGUUCGCAGUGCGGCGUUGAAAGGGUGGGUGAGGAAUGAGGGUGAUGAUGGGUUUGGGGCUGAUGAGAACAGAGCGAGAUAG